Trichobilharzia szidati is the source of this 1617-nucleotide messenger RNA. The record is from the annotation of a GenBank genome assembly. NCBI's taxonomy places the organism in Eukaryota, Metazoa, Platyhelminthes, Trematoda, Strigeidida, Schistosomatidae.
UUCAAAUACAGGUGAACUCGGAACAUGAAAUGCCUAAAACAAGUAUUUUCUUAUCUCUAAGGUUAUUUCUUUUAUCACAUUAUCUUACACUUCAAGGUCAUUUUAGAUGUAUUUAUUAAGAUGAUUUUUAGUAUGGAUUUCCGCUGUCAUAACGAUAUUAGAUUAAUACAGAAUAAAAAUGUCCUAUGAUUAUGGAGAAAAAUAUGGUCCUCAUACCUGGGUUUUACGCUUCCCCAAUGCUGGUGGUACGAAACAAUCACCAAUUAAUCUUAAUACAAUGACAAUGAGGAUGGAUGACUCCUUGUCCCCGAUAAACGUUGAUUUGUCUGGCUUACAAAAGCAAAUACUGCAUGUCAAAGACCAUAACUUCUCUGUGGAAGUCAAAGGAAAUGCUGUACUAUCUGGAGGUCCAUUGAAUUCAGAAUAUAAAUUGGCACAAUUUCACCUCCAUUGGGGAUCUGGUAAUAACUGGGGUUCUGAACAUAUGAUCAACGGGGUUAGCUGUCCAUCUGAGUUACACUGUGUAUUUAUUAAUGCUAAAUAUGGAACAAUGGAAACUGCUUUAACUUAUUCAGAUGGACUAGCGGUUGUGGGCAUAUUUUUUCAGUUAGGUAAAUCAUCCAACAAUGCCUUAAAACGCUUAUGCGCCCAGUUGAAAUCAACGAAGAAGGGUGAAAGCAAGGAAAUUCAACCGAUGCUUGAUUUAGCCACUCUUUUCCCAAAUGAUUUGUCCAGAUACUAUACAUACUCUGGAUCACUGACAACUCCCCCGUGUAAUGAAUGUGUCACUUGGAUAGUACUAGAUGAACCUGUAGUUAUGAGUGUUGAUCAGCUUGAAACACUGAGAGAAAUGCACGCGAAUUGUGUAUCUUGUGGCAAUACAGACAACUUCCGUCCAAUCUGUCCUGUUGGUUCACGUUCUGUCAGGUGUUCCUUUCGUGUGUAACUCGGUAACAAGGCUUUAGUCAAAAUUCAGAGAAAAAUAUAAUUCGUAUAUAUAUAUAUACUACAAACGUGUAUACAAUAGUUCAUUACAACGAACACUUGGUCAGAAUCUGUACGCCUCCUGCACUGUAGCCUAGGCAAUUUUAAACCGGAGUAUUGAAUAACACCGCUGUAUUCCCAGAGUUUUAUAUCACUUGAGACCAUAACCUACCGUAAAUCACAUUCUCCAUAGAUAGAAUUCUCAACCCACCUAUGGACGAUUUUCACUUUUAGAAAAGUCACAGUCAUUUUGAAGAAUUUUCACACACCUGACAACACACACACAAAUCUUCGUCUAAUUUUCUGUGUUAUCUCUUACUACUUACUACUUCAGAUUUAUUGUAAUAAUUAACUUCAUUUUCCUCCUGACAAUUUACUCUAUUCCCUCUUUCAAUCACUGCCUAUCAGUCAACAGUGUCGUUGUAAGUCUUUAUGAGGUAAUCAGCUUGUGAUUACUAGUCGUCAACAGUAUCCUCAAUCACUAUCACUAUCAUCAUCACCACAACACGAAUACUUUGUCAACCAAUCAACUAUUGUAAUCUAGAUAUUCUUUAUCUUUAUAGAUUUGAUCAAAACAGAAUAUGUUUAGUUUGCAUAGAUUACUUCAAUUAUAUAUAUAUACUUUUAUUUCUG